CGGGAGUAAUGAAAUUCUCGAAAUUAAAACUUCGGUAGAGCGUUUAGGGUUUAGGGUUUUCGAGAAAAAUUACAAGAAUGGGGUUACGAGACGUUGGAGAGACACUUCCACCCGGGUUUAGGUUUUAUCCGAGCGACGAGGAGUUAGUGUGCCAUUAUUUGUACAAAAAGAUCACAAAUGAAGAAGCUUUGAAGGGAACUUUGAUGGAGAUUGACUUGCAUACUUGUGAGCCAUGGCAUCUUCCUGAGGCAGCUAAGUUGAAUGGAAAGGAGUGGUACUUCUUCAGCUUUCGGGAUAGAAAGUAUGCAACGGGACAGAGGGCGAAUCGUGCAACACUAGAAGGAUACUGGAAAGCAACUGGGAAAGAUAGAACGGUGAUGAAUCCAAAGACGGGUCAAGUUAUAGGGAUGAGAAAGACUUUGGUGUUUUAUAGAAAAAGAGCUCCAAAUGGGAUCAAGACGGGUUGGAUUAUGCACGAGUUUCGGAUUCAAACCCCUCAUAUGCCUCCAAAGGAGGACUGGGUUUUGUGUAGAGUCUUUUAUAAAAGCAAGCCAGAUGAGAUCACCACAGGAACAACAAAGAUCCACCAGACGUUCGAUAUGGCGGCACCCGUCCCUAUUUCGUCGUCGUCGUAUUUAGCAAGCAACGUGCAGCUCCCAUCGGUCGAGGACGGCAAUAGGGUGUCAUGGAAGAACAUCAAUAAUGUAGACGAAGAAGCUGGAGGCUUUGAGAUUGAAGAUAGCAUCCAAAAUGGGUUCUUCCCUUAUGAGUAUUUUUUUGAUUGAUGGAUUAAUAGUAUCGUUGUUAUUUUAAGAUUUACUUGUUUAUGUGUAAUAUUUUAAGAUUAAUAGUGUCAAUUAAAUUGAAUUCUACAAAAGAUUCGAUAAAUACGGGGAUGAGUAUGAUCAUUGUUACCGUUCAUCGGCCAUGCUAGGAUUCAGAUAACGAUUUGAAAAUCUAGACA
Messenger RNA from Cucurbita pepo subsp. pepo (vegetable marrow), 964 nucleotides. RefSeq names its product NAC domain-containing protein 21/22. Gene Ontology annotation, biological process: regulation of DNA-templated transcription. The record is from RefSeq and is a predicted model, not a curated record. NCBI's taxonomy places the organism in Eukaryota, Viridiplantae, Streptophyta, Magnoliopsida, Cucurbitales, Cucurbitaceae. Gene Ontology annotation, molecular function: DNA binding.